Alosa sapidissima (American shad) is the source of this 1198-nucleotide messenger RNA. RefSeq lists its product as uncharacterized. The coding region runs from base 146 to 1195 and encodes 349 amino acids. The record is from RefSeq and is a predicted model, not a curated record. The transcript has 8 exons. NCBI's taxonomy places the organism in Eukaryota, Metazoa, Chordata, Actinopteri, Clupeiformes, Clupeidae.
UUACUGUUGGUUAUCUUCAACUCUUGUCAGGAGAACUAAGAACAAGAAGGCCUGCCUAUCCUACCGUGCGUUUUAAAGGCAAACGUAAACCGGCAGAGGAUCUGUUCUCCUCCAUCCCUCCGGGAGACUCCACGUCCUCCGGAUCAUGGCUUCCAGAUACACCCCUGAGACAAAUGCAAUGCCUCAUCUGGUCGUUAAAAUCGUUGGUAGUAGACAGGUCAAAUAUUUUGUUGAGGAACCAAACAAGUCAAAGGUGUUAAAUCCAGAAGUGGCUGCAGAUGUCCUGAGCAUAGUCUCUGAAGACAUGUCUGUACACACUGGCAAAAUAUCACCAUCAGAGACUCCUUUCCUAAACAAAGCACUGAAUGAGGGCACACACAUUCACAAGGAGUUACAACAGAUUUGUGAGAGGCAGUGUGUGACAGCACCUUGUGGUGACCGCUCCCUGUCUUACAUUCAUCUGAAGAAGAACCUCUCAGCUGUGACUGACCUCCGCCGAGCACCAACCCAAUGGCAAUCUCUCUUGGGUGGACAAGGGGAAGGUGAGAUGAAGGAUGGGGAACCAGGUGAGGAGCAGCGGCUGGUGCUGCAGGCCGUCAGGGAGGAGCUGCAGGACUGGGGAGCCUCCUCCUCCUCCUCCUACUCCACUCUGGGAAACAUCGAGCGUGACGUGCUGGAGCUGGACACCUCCCGUACAGGAGCCAUCCAUCAGGCCCAGCUCACCUACGUGUUCUUGAGAAACAAGGUUCCCUUGAAGUUACCAACUUUGGGUCGUUUGUUCCACAUGUUCUCCAAAGAGACAUGCCCUGAUGAGGUGCUGUACAGAGAAUUACUACACUUUCUCAGUGGUGUUGCAGAAGAUGAUCAAAACAAGAUGAAGAUAGACAGAAGCAGUCAGCCUCGAUCGAGGACAUCCGUGUCAGUGCAUAGUGACCCUGGCAGGCCACCCACUAAUGUCAGGACAAACGAGAGCUGGACUGAAAGGUUUCAGAAGAUGGAGAAAGCCAUGGAUCUGUGUGAUACUCAAAACACUGGGUACCUUGACAAGGACAAAGCCAGACGUCUGCUUCAAAACUACAAUGUCAUCCUCGACCUCCACUUGAGCCCCCUGAAGAUAGCUGAAGUGACUCACACCACUCCGUCGGAGGGCAAGGUCCACUUGGCCUCGGCGCUGCGGUACCUUAAGGGGUUAUGAAAA